GGCUCGCCCAAGUGAAGCCUGUUGAGGCCACUGUGGACCGUCGCGACGAGUUGGUCCAAGUGAAGUCCAAGUGAACUGACGAGCGACAACGGCGACAAUUCAUUCCUCCACCACGCCACGAACUGUUUGAUUCGCGCUACUCCGUAAACGGCGUGCGUAUUCAAAAAGAAAAAUAAGACAGACCGAAGUCUCAGCUUCAGAUAUUUUUUUUUCCAUUGCCGCAGACCCCGCCCACGAUGCCCUCGUCAAAUCGCCGCGACUACCAUAACGUCCCGUCCGUCGACCUCGAAGACGACGACGACGACCUGAUCGAUCCCGACGACGCCGACAUCAACACCUUCGACGAUCCCCUCGCCCAACCAAACACCACAACCUCUUCCUCCUCCGUCGGCCGGGCCGGCUCCUCCGCGGCGGGAUCGCGUCCCCCGCUAUCCGGUAACAUCGGCUCCUCCGCCUCCGGCUCCUCCUCCUCCGCCGCCGCCGCCGCCGCCAGCUCCUGGACCUCGCGCAUCCCCGGCGAGGACCGCACCGCCCCGGGCCACUCGACCAUCGACGAGUCGGUGUGGGCGACGCUGCGCCGCGACCUGCUCGCCGUCUGGCACAAGCUGCGCGAGGUGCUGUACCCGCGCCACCUCUUCUUCGCCUGGACCGGCGCCGCGGGCGGGGGCAACCCGCUGCGCGGCGCCUACGCGUCCCUGCGGUCCGGCGGCUUCGCGAGCGCGCGCGAGGAGCUGGCCGGGUUCGCCGGCCGCGUCCUCGACGCCGAGGCCCUGCUCGGCGGCCACCGCCACCACCACCAUCACCAGGCCGAGCUCGGCGGGCCCGCGCCGGGCCAGCUGCGCGACUGGGACCUGUGGGGACCCCUCGUCUUUUGCCUGCUCCUGAGCACCCUGCUGUGCCUGCAGAGCCGGGUGGAGCAGCGCGAGGUCGUCUUCAGCGGCGUGUUUGCCAUCGUCUGGGUCGGCAUGGCCGUCGUCACGGUGCAGAUCAAGCUGCUUGGGGGCAACAUCUCGUUCGCGCAGAGCAUCUGCGUCAUCGGCUACACGCUGUUCCCCCUCGUCAUUGCGGCGCUGCUGUCGGCGCUGAAGCUGCACUGGAUCGCGCGCAUCCCCGUCUACCUGUUCCUGGUCGCCUGGUCGUUGGCUGCGGGCGUGAGCAUCCUGGGAGGGAGCGGCGUGGUCAAGAACAGGGUCGGCCUGGCCGUGUAUCCCCUGUUCAUCUUCUAUCUGGGCCUCGGGUGCCUGUGUUUCAUCAGCUAAAUAAUAAGACUGGCCGUCUGACGGUUACACGGUCCGGGUUGCCAAAAAAAUAAAAAAAUAAAAAAAGGGCUUGUCGCGAACUGGUGCG
This is a messenger RNA of Thermothelomyces thermophilus ATCC 42464, 1347 nucleotides long. RefSeq lists its product as uncharacterized. The record is from RefSeq and is a predicted model, not a curated record. The transcript has 3 exons. Lineage: Eukaryota; Fungi; Ascomycota; Sordariomycetes; Sordariales; Chaetomiaceae. Bases 237 to 1259 code for a protein of 340 amino acids. Gene Ontology annotation, cellular component: membrane; trans-Golgi network. Gene Ontology annotation, biological process: endoplasmic reticulum to Golgi vesicle-mediated transport.